Molecule: messenger RNA, 2335 nt
Organism: Pseudoliparis swirei
Lineage: Eukaryota; Metazoa; Chordata; Actinopteri; Perciformes; Liparidae
Gene: aldh9a1b
Product: aldehyde dehydrogenase 9 family, member A1b
Exons: 12
Coding region: 152-1690 (512 amino acids)
Molecular function (GO): 4-trimethylammoniobutyraldehyde dehydrogenase (NAD+) activity; aminobutyraldehyde dehydrogenase (NAD+) activity
Source: RefSeq, a predicted model, not a curated record
CGUCAGCAACAGCUUUACUUUGACAGUCUGUAUUGCAACACGGUGUUUCUGUCUGUGUGUGUUUUCGAUGAAACCAUAAAACAGACUAUCAACUUGUGUACGGACCCUUGAUCGGCUGAUCUUUGAAGCAACGGUCAUUUUGAGUGACGUCAUGCUCCGGAGGCUCGCGGCGUCCCGGCUGCACGCUGCGGCGGCGGUGCGAUGCGUCUCCUCGGGCUCAGUGGACAUCAAGGUCCCGCUCAACUUCUGGGCUGGAAAGAGACAGACGAGUUUGGAGAAACGUAACAGGGAAAAGGUUUACGAACCUGCAACAGGGCGAGUGCUGUGCCAUUUGGAGCCUUGUUAUGCUGUGGAGGUAGACCAGGCCGUGAAGGCUGCCAAGUCGGCGUUCGGACAUUGGAGCAAAAUGUCUGGGAUGGAGAGGGCGAGGAUCAUGAUAGAGGCUGCCCGUAUCAUUGAGAGCAGGAGAGAGGAGAUAGCUGAAAUGGAGGUGGUCAACAAUGGGAAGUCCAUCACAGAGGCCCGUCUGGAUGUGGACUCUGCCCGACUGUGUAUUGAGUACUAUGCAGCCCUGGCUAGCACUCUCGCAGGCCAGCAUGUCCAGUUGCCUGGGGGGUCCUUCGCCUACACACGCAGGGAGCCUCUGGGAGUAUGUGUCGGCAUCGGUGCUUGGAAUUAUCCGUUCCAGAUAGCUUCCUGGAAAUCCGCCCCAGCCCUGGCCUGUGGAAACUCCAUGGUGUUCAAGCCGUCUCCGGUGACGCCCGUGACAGCGGUCAUGCUGGCAGAGAUCUAUGCCGAGGCCGGAGCUCCGGAGGGGCUGCUCAACGUGGUGCAGGGCGGCCAGGAGACGGGCAGCUUACUCUGCCACCACCCAGACGUCGCCAAGGUGUCGUUCACCGGGAGUGUGUCCACAGGCAAGAAGAUUAUGGCGAUGGCAUCCAAGGGGGUGAAGCCUGUGACUCUGGAGCUCGGGGGGAAAUCUCCUCUGCUCAUCUUUCAGGACAGCGAUCUGGAGAACGCUGUGAGGGGAGCUCUGAUGGCCAACUUCCUGUCUCAAGGCCAGGUCUGCAGCAAUGGCACAAGGGUCUUUGUUCAGAAGGAUAUUCUGCCAGAGUUUGUGGAGGAGGUGGUGAAGAGGACACGGGCGAUCCAGAUAGGAGACCCACUCUUGGAGAGCACACGAAUGGGAGCACUGGUCAACCAGCAACACCUGGAAAAAGUCUUAUCCUUUGUUGAUCAGGCAAAAGAAGAGGGCGCGACGGUGUUGUGCGGGGGGGAAGCUUUUGUACCAUCAGACCCCAAACUCAGAGGAGGAUACUACAUGACUCCAUGUGUAUUGGGUGACUGCACAGAUGAGAUGACCUGUGUGAAGGAGGAGAUCUUCGGUCCCGUCAUGUCUGUGCUGUCCUUUGAAACCGAAGAGGAGGUGCUGCUGAGAGCCAAUGACACCACCAUGGGUCUGGCUGCAGGGGUUUUCACCAGGGAUGUGAAGCGAGCCCAUCGUGUGGUGGAACACCUCGAGGCGGGUUUCUGUUUCAUCAACAAUUACAACAUCACUCCAGUGGAGGUGCCCUUCGGAGGGUUCAAAAUGUCAGGCAUUGGGCGCGAGAACGGCCAGGUGACAGUUGAGUACUACUCCCAGCUGAAGACGGUGUUUGUGGAGAUGGGAGAUGUGGACAGCCUCUUCUAGGACACGCGCCUCGGGACGACGACGGGGCUGCGACAGUGAGCCGGAGACUGAAACGGACGGCCUGGACCAGAACACUUCAGGGACGGAGCACCAAGCGUUAGUGAUGAGGAGGCUGUCUGGAAAAUAUGUAUCUGAAUGUGAAAUAGAUGUAAUACUGAAGCAGUCUGACGCUACUAGCAAUGUAGAAUAGCAGGGAUGUACAAUUUUAAUCGUAAAAUGUUUUUUAAAAGUUAUGUGUCAAAUAGAUGAAAUUAAAGAUUGAUCCAUAUUUGCUUGAUUGAUUUCAGCUCCUACAGAAUAGAUCCGAGUCAUCGAAUGUGAUGUCUGUUUUCUCACUUGAUUUUUUUUGUAACCCAUUUGAACAAAAGACUAGAGUUGUCCUAUAUUUCUCGAACGAUAUACAUGAAUAUAUUUUUCUUCACACAAAAUACAAAAACAAUCAGCACCUUGAAUGAUGUAUUGAUUUAAUUCAUCGACAUUGUACAAUUCAUUUAUGCUUUUUCUACAAUUGUUUGAAUUAGAACUUGACUAACAUCUGGUGGGUCAAGAUAACUGAAGGAACGGUCUUAACACAUUUUCAUGUCAGAUAAACUGUAUAGUAACAAAACUGUGUUUAACACUUCAAUAAAAUGAAGAAAUAAUCAA